UCUGAAGCAAGUCCAAGUCGAUUGGUAGAAACAUGUUCAUGUAGGGCGCUUUUAUUGCGGCCUGGAUCUCGUGCUGGCAAGUUGGUUGUAAGUCUCUGUAUGGAGCAGGUCGGUAAGAAGUGCAGGACUACAUAGUUACUGGUUACUAGAGAUACACACAACCGUGAAUAAUUUCUACAAGAACUACGCCAUGUCUCCCUUCGCAACCAACCCUGACCACGAAAAGGCAUGGCAGCAAGCCAUCAGUACUACAACUCGUGCCCGAGCAACAAGUGCAACAGCUGGCAAAGAAUCGGCAAACCUAUUUCUAUUUGCGUCAAGGAACCAGAACCACGUGUGUAGUACAACACCAGGAGCAGGAGCUGCAUCAGGAACAGCGGCUGUGGGUGUUGACUCGAGAGCAGGGUCCCCCGAUUUUGAAGGUGGAAUUGGAGGAGGCGGUGCUGUAGCAGGAGCAGCCAGCACCGCCGAAAAUAAAACCGUACAGCACCAGCGCUAUGGUACAUCUCUCCUGCACACCCUGCUUUUCGCGCUCUUCCGCUUUCUGGACAACCACAAGAAGAAACUCCUCUUUCUCGGUCUCCCGACGAUCGUCAUCUUUCUCUACCUCCGGAAACUGUACCUGAAAUAUUUGAAGCCGAUUCUAGAACUGGUCCGAGCCACGCAAGGCAUGGGAAAUAUGAUGGGCUCGUCGUCUGUUGGUGGUGGCAAAGUUGGUGGUGCGCCAGGAGGCGCAGAACAAGGCUCUGCCACCGCGACGGGCAUUGGAAAUACUGCGUUACCCGACCAAGAUUUCAACGAGCAAGAACUGGAGAAGAUGCUGAAAUCGCUGCUGAGUCUCGGCAGCGGAGACGAAGACGACAACGAUCCGCAAAACCAGGCGUUACUUCAAGGCUUGCUGGGAAGCACCGGUUCCGGAAUUACGGGCGGGAGCGCCUCCUCCGCCCAAGGAAGUCCGUUGGAGGAGCUGCUGAGUGGGGCCGGGUCCGGAGGGUCCUCGUUCCUGCAAAACAUGAGCAACCUUAUGAACGAUGGGGUUGCUGCGCCGACGUCGUCGCACAAUCAAAAUCAUGUUGACAGCAGUUCGAGCGACGUGGCCCAGGAGCUGUUUAUUACCUACCAGGAGCAAGAUUUUUUUUCGCAACAGAGCUUCCAAACGUAUUUGAAUUUCGACGAAAUCCAGUACCAACUCUACUUGUCUUAUGGGUGUGUCAGGAUUGAAAUCGACAAAGUUGAAAUAACUUGUAAUGCAUAAAAUGGAUGAGUAAAGUUGUGACCCAGUUUCCAAUUGGCGCAACACAAAUUUGGGUAGAGCCGCAAUCCAGUUUGUCAUGCUGUUUGGGUAAGAAAGACGCCUUUUGUCAUGCUACUCUAGCAGCUCAGUGUCUACCCCUCAACAGGCUUGCAAUCUGCCUCACUUGCCUACUCUGCAAGACAGGCACUUUGAGGGCUGCGUUUUAUGCAUGACAAACUAUUUCAUUUUCAACUUUGACGAUUUCAAAUCUGACGCUUCCAUAUGUCCGAUGCCUCGGUCUCCGAAAACUUGUCUGUGAUCCGUUCCGAAUUGUUUGACAAGGUGUUUCGGACCAACAUCGAGGCCGCGGCAGCAAGGAUUCGGCAACUCAACGAGAUUGGCAAUGGCUCGGCUUGCAAUGGCGAUGAUGUCGUGUUGGCAGCGGACCAUCUUCAUGGGCGGACGCCGGAGGCCGCCACAACCUCGAGGGACAAAGAUGUUGGAAGCGGGCUCGCCGCUAGUACUUCGUCUAGUACAGCUGGUGCUCUAGUGCUGCAACAUGCGACCUCAGCACACCAGCACCAGCAGCAGCUAACUUUUGUGCAGGAGAAACAGCUCGUAUGGGAUGGAAAACAUUUAAGUCUAGUACGCUCUUCGCUUUGCAGUUGAGGUUCAGAGCUGAUGAAGAAGAUUUUUUUGCAUGAAAUUAUCAAAGAGAAGAAAGCUUGUCAUUUCUAGCGGGACAAUAUCGACCUCACGCAGCUGAGCAGUUCUUUUUCAUGUGUUUUUCUAUCCGAUACCUAGCGGAGAAGAAGGAGAAGGCGUUCCACGAGUUGCAGGCACUGUGCUUGGCGAAACUUUUGACGGGAGUCGUGUGCCUGAGCGCGGUGGCGCUGCAGAACCGCGUGUGCACUGUCCUGAUUCUGAAACGCAAUCGGGCGGUGUUUCUGCAGGAGUACUGCAAAAGCUGGAGGGAGUACUACGGAGUAAACGAAGAAGAUCAUGGAGGAGGUGAAGUACAACUACACCCAGUGCACCAGGGCAGCAGCAGCAAGAGCACGAAGUGUCAGACUGCUGAGCGUGCUCCUGGCAUGGUGGACCACGUCGACAAUCAGAAGUACAAGGAAGAAAUAACCAAAUAUCUACAACUCGUGCGGAACUGCUUUUCUUACAACGCUAGCGGGAGCGGAGGUCGAGGUGAGGAGGACGGAGCAGGUUCAUCCAUAAAUAACACCGGGCAGCUGCAAGAACACGAAACAGAUCAUGUUCAUGUUGCUUCUACGCCACCUUAUCCUUGUCCUGUUGACAAUCAGGCCCCCGCAGCUGCCAUAUCAUCUUCAUCUUUGGUCGACAAGAUUUUUGACAAGGGUCAGAUUUUGGUGGAAAAAGUUUCCGCCAAGUUGGAGGGUUUCGUCGCAAAACACGUCUUUGCUGACAGUGCGUCUGUUUCCCAUGAUGAAAAUGCUGAUUCCCGGGCUCUUGCAGGCAGGAGUCGCACGGCAGGAACGGGAGAGAGUGGCGUUUCGGAGAUGUUAACAGCACCCGGAUUACAACAUUCACCUGUGCCCGGUAGUACUACCAGUACAACUACGGGGAACGACUGGGCGGCCGAGUUUGCGGAAAAAAUGCAAGAAAAUGGGCAACAUGAUGAUCUACAAGUUCAAGGGAACAACAAGCCGAAACAGGUGCAACAAGACAGUCGUGGUCGCGGCGCCGACACCAGCACUCCUGCUACGACCGUCGCAUCGCGCUCUCCUGCCCCUGACGAGAACAGUACGAAAAGCAAAAUACCACUUGCUCCCUUCACCGCUGCAACGGUGGAGCGAUUGCUGCAAACUACCAUCCACUGUCAGACGGAGAAAGGGCUCAAAAACUUGGCGGAUUCGAUUCUACCGGACGUGAAAAGCACGUACGCCGAGUACCUAGAGGAAAACCGGCUGCAGCAGCGGCUGACAGAAAGGGUCUCGGCCGAGGAUUUAAAGCCGUUGUUUGUGGGGAAAGUCCUUGCAGGGAUGAAGUUAUUUCGACGACAAGAAGAGCUACUUGCUCAGCGGCGGGCGGACGAAGCAAGAGACUGUAAUAUAGCGAGAGGUAGAGCUAUCAAUUUCAAUUUGCAGUGGAAGAGCUUGCUGCUAGCACAGGAAGAUCAGCGGAAGGAGGAAACAAGCAGAAGUUCUUGCGACGUAGUAGACGAGCAGAAGAACUACACUACAACUUCCAUUAAUUCGGCAAUGGGAAGAGAACCAGCUGCUGCAAGUCCGGCAGCCACACGCGGCGAAGAGGCAACAGCUACAGAACAUCAAGCUGCGGAUGAAGACCACCAGCAGCAGCAAGCCACUACGCAGCGGCUCCUUCUUGCGGAGCAGGAGGAUAUCCUGGAGUCUCCCCACUUUCACAACGCCGUGGUUUCUACGACUCACUCCCUGUUGGACGUGCUGCACCAAGCAGUGGUGGCGUACGUUGAGGAAAAUGGCGAAGAGAUCGCCACGCCAACUGCCGCUAUGAUGGUUGAGACCGUCGGGCAGGGUGGCAGCACCGUGUUGACAGGACCAGAUGUAGACGAGGUACAGGAGGUACAAAUAGGGGCACCAUCUUCUUCGACAUCAAACUCCGAGGAUGUUAGACUUAGGAGGCGAACGAAAAACAUGGACGACGAGGUUUUUGGUGCGCCGGAAGAGGAUCAAGCCGAUGAGGAAAUGUUAGCUACUACAAGUAGAGCAGCAGCAGCAGUGGCUGCAACAAGUGCAGAAAGAUCAAUACUGGAAAAUCAUCAAGAUCAGGGAAUAGACCCCCGAAGGCAACACUCCCCUGCUGGUGAAGAAAACCGUGAACGACCACCAAAAACGAAAACCAUCGAGAUUGGGAAACUGGUGCCAUUCCUCUGUCAGCAAGCCGAGGUCAUGUUCGAAUUUUUGGAGGGAGAGCUUGACGAAAACGGGUAUCAAUCGCAGAACCCCUACAUGCAAGCCAUCAAUGCCAGCAACGAGAGGGAAAAUAGUCCAGAAUUCAUGCUGAUGAAGGCCAUAUUGCAAGCGGGGUAAGAAGAUGAAAAAGAAGAAGUUCUUGAUGUAGUAGUUCUUGUGCCAGCACCAGGUUUAUUACACAAAUAAUUGAGUCUUCACGUUAACGUUUACAUUUACAAAUGGGCACCUGUUGUUGGUUUUCGCGUGCUGGCACCGAGAGUUGUAGUUCUGGUGUGAAAUUGUAAUUGACACAGGAUGGAUCGUGCAGUUUUUGUUGUAUCCACAAAGUGGAGGAAGGGAGCGACCUGUAAAUGGAACCUCCUUGUUGUGUUUGCCUGAAGGUGAAAAUCAAACUAGCUCCGCCUGAGCGACGUGUAGUCAACUCUGCUCAAUGAAGAUGCACGAUGACAAAUCUAACGAGUCCGCAGUGGGCAGAAGAUAAAAAUGGUCAGCAC
Molecule: messenger RNA, 4652 nt
Organism: Amoebophrya sp. A120
Lineage: Eukaryota; Dinophyceae; Syndiniales; Amoebophryaceae
Source: the annotation of a GenBank genome assembly